Messenger RNA from Acanthoscelides obtectus, 366 nucleotides. Lineage: Eukaryota; Metazoa; Arthropoda; Insecta; Coleoptera; Chrysomelidae. The record is from the annotation of a GenBank genome assembly.
GGAUUGUUCCUUACACCUGAGGAGUUUUACAAACGCCUUGACGACAUGAACGUGUUAAUUGUAGACGUUCGACAAACUAACGAAUACGAUCAAACUAGAAUCAAGAAAAAAAUGCAGGAGGCAUGAUUAAUAUUCCACCCGAACUCAUUCAACCAGGCCUUUUCGCAAAUACGCUAGGGCUUAAAUUGCCACCAGUGACCUGUGUAAUCUGGGAUAAGCGAGAUAGCUUCGACUGCAUUGUCAUUUUGGAUUAUGACACAACAAAGUUUACCUAUGGAUUGUCGAAAUUACACUGACUACGCAUAUUCAUAACUGAGUGGGACUGCAACAGAAGCUACCGGGAGCUCCCAUUUAUCCUAGAUGGCG